Messenger RNA from Styela clava, 1637 nucleotides. The record is from RefSeq and is a predicted model, not a curated record. Lineage: Eukaryota; Metazoa; Chordata; Ascidiacea; Stolidobranchia; Styelidae.
GUUGACAAGAAAAGCUUUGCUCAAGAUUUUGGUAUCCGUGACAACGACAACUUUGUUUGUUGUGACGUUUUUCAUGCAUCAGUGCCUACGAUAAAUCUUGAUCAGCCUCAGCUUUCGGAUUUAUGCUUGCUUCCGACGAGCAAGGGAAUUAAUAUUUGGAAAUUGUUAGAUUUUCUUCAAUUGAAUAACUUUGUUCAAAGAUUAAAGUGAUUUUGAUUUUCUGUUAAAUGAAUUUACACCCUGACCAAAAUAAGUGAUGUUUUAUUUGGAUGAUGAAAACCCUGCAAAAAAGGCAGUGUCCUUUGGAACAACACUAAAUAGAGGUUUGUUCCCCCAUGUUUGCGAGCCUGAUCGCACUGGAAAUGAAUUGUGUCCUCUUCGUGGUGCACCCCAAAGAGGUCCAGGGCGAUACAACAAUGCUGAAUUGACCAGUUUCACAUACAAUCUCGACAAUUGGAUUUGUAGUUCAAAAGGUUAUACAUGUGGUGCUAGGACGGACCCAAGAUUUCGAAGAGUGCAUCACUUGAAUACCCCAAGCCCAAUGGUGUAUCAAACUGAAUGGACCAAGCCGAAAACAUCACCACCUGCUUUCAAACCUUUUCAUACAUCCACUGUUAGAUUUAAGCAACGAGCAGUCGAUCAAAUGAAAACCCCAGGGCCAGGAGUUUAUGAGCAUGAGAUUGUGAGGAAUAGAAGAGUGAGAUGGCCCGAACAGUUUGGCUCUCCUAUUCUACCAAUUGAACCUGUUUCUUCUAAGAAAACUUUAAAAACUGAAUUACACAGUGAUAAAGAAUUCAGGAAAUUCAGAAAUCGUGUCGCUUAUUUCAAGCUUUAUUUUGAUUAGAUUCUCUGUUUUGCUGUCAGAUUUUUCCCCACAUAUUUGCUUUUUGUAACAUUGUCUUUUAUUAAUUAAUCACUGUACUUUAUAUGUAUAACCAUGUUUACUUUUUCUUAUUUUGACUGCAUAAUAAUACACAGGGUGUUCAUAAAGUUCUUUAUCAAAUCAGAUAAAAGAACUUCGGUGUCCUUCAUGCAACUAAUGGAAGGCUUAUAAAUAUGGAAUAAAAUGAAGUAAAAACUUAAAUAAACACUGAAUAAAAUAAAAACAAACCUGGUUAAGAUAUAUUGAGAACGAACUUUGUACUGAAAUUUCACUUGCAAAAGACAUUCAUGAACACCCUGUAUAAUCUAUGUCUCUUGCUUGAAGUUGUGAGUGAUAUAGCUGCACUUAUUUCACGCUUUCAUUCCUUUUUUUUGUUACUGUCAUUAUAACUACUCAUUGUAAAUCGCAGCAUUAUCAAUUUAUUUCAUUAUGUAAAUAUUAUACUAAAUGACUCAUAAAAAAUAUAUGUUCUUCGCCAAGAACUGAUGAAAAUUCGACUAUUCGUCAUUACACAGUUUUUUUUGUUUAAUUGUUUUAGCUUCGCAUAUGUAUUUUUUAGAACUCUGGUGAUAUAUAUCAUCAUACUUCUUGUAUAAUAGUUCCAUGUUGUUUAAUAAUGUGUUAUAGCAAUGUGCUAAACAUAGUUUGAAAUAUUUAAUUGUCCAAUUUUUUCAGUUCAAUUUUGUUUUGGCCCCUACUCAAAAUAAACCUAAUAGUUAUUUCAUCCAUAUUUUGGUUAUAUUUUCAUCCAUGA